CCUCAAGACACAAACAGCUUUGGAGAGUACCUGUACAUCAAAAUAUUCUCACAAAUCAGUCUCUCCAAUCUCUCUCUCUCUCUCUCUCUCUCUCUCGGAUAUGGAAAUCGAUGGAAUCGGCUCCGGCAACAGGCCGGCGAUCAUGGUGACGAACGACGACGGAAUCGACGCCCCGGGGCUCCGAGCCCUGGUUCAGGUCCUCGUCUCCGCCGGUCGCUACAUUGUCCAAGUUUGUGCCCCGGACUCGGAAAAGUCAGCAGUUAGUCAUAGCAUCACUUGGAGAAAUCCUCUUGCUGUUAAGCAAGCAGAUAUUCCAGGAGCCACAGCAUUUGCAGUUUCUGGAACUCCGGCGGAUUGUGCAUCUCUUGGGAUUUCCAAAGCAUUGUUUUCUUCGGUUCCUGAUCUGGUAAUCAGUGGCAUAAACAUGGGUAGCAACUGCGGAUAUCAUAUUGUUUACUCUGGCACAGUUGGCGGAGCUCGGGAGGCUUAUUUUAAUGGCAUACCUUCUAUCUCCGUAUCCUAUGAGUGGGUUGCGGGUAAGAGCCAAAUUAAUGACUUCACACUCUCUGCUGAAGCUUUCUUACCAAUCAUUGAUGCAAUACUAGCAGAGGUCAAGAACCAAACUUAUCCGCAGAGAUGUUUUUUGAAUAUUGAUCUGCCCACUGAUGUUGCUAACCAUAAGGGAUAUAAGCUGACAAAGCAGGGUAAGAGUAUAUUCAAAAUGGGAUGGAAUGAAGUUACUUCUGAUGCACAUGGUGGCAAAAUGUUGUCAACAAUGACGAUGGGAACGGAUUCAGCCGGAUCUGCUGAAACUGAUUCACAAGCUGUUUCAGCAGACUAUCAAUUGUUCCAGAGAGAAGUUAGGGCGGCCGAAGCAGAUCAUGAAGAUGGUACUGAUCACCGUGCUUUGCGAGAGGGAUAUAUUACUGUCACUCCCCUUGGUGCCAUCUCUCGCGCUGAGAUAGAUUGCCAUGCCUUCUUCGAAAAUUGGCUGCCAAGAGCAGCAGAACGCUUCUCCUCAUCAGCCUUAUGAGGCCAUAAGGUCCAUCUUUCGAAUAAAUUCUAUCAUCUUUAUCAGCAAGUAUUGUUUAUGGAGGAUUAUUUGCAACUGGCUCAAGGGGCUAUUUUAGGAAAAUCAAUUGCUUCCCUUGCAUGGUUUUCAUGUGAUUCUACUCGCCGCUACUACGAACAUCGUAAAGCACCAUAUGGACCAUGUUUCAUGAUUCAAUGUAAAAGCUAUUUUCUGUAAGCUGCUGCUAUACAUUCAUCUAUCAAUGAAUUUGAGAGUGACACAUAUUAUAAUGAGUUGCAUCCGCUUGAACUUGUCCGAACUCUCUAGGAUUUUUGUUGCUUCUGAGAAAUCAAGUAGUGCAUGACAAAGAUUCACUCUAGUGUUGUAUCUGAUGACGUACAACAUAACAUGGACGUGCAAUUAUUAGGAUGUUGGAGAUACACACACACACAGACACAAAGAUUUGUAUAGAUUUUAUUUAGGUAUAAAAAGAUUUGUAUAGAUUUUUCUCCA
Messenger RNA from Morus notabilis, 1525 nucleotides. Its product is annotated as 5'-nucleotidase SurE. Gene Ontology annotation, molecular function: nucleotidase activity. Gene Ontology annotation, cellular component: cytosol. Lineage: Eukaryota; Viridiplantae; Streptophyta; Magnoliopsida; Rosales; Moraceae. The transcript is spliced from 10 exons. Bases 101 to 1033 code for a protein of 310 amino acids. The record is from RefSeq and is a predicted model, not a curated record.